UAACUGAAGUCACUUCUGUGUAACUUUUCUUCUGUUUUGGUCACACUUUACCCACCUCUGGCUCCUCCAGAGGGGCAAACAGCAGUGUUUCUGUAACAUGUAACUCUUAAGCCUGUAGACCUCUUGCUGUGUUAGCCAAGCCCCCCCUCUCACUACCCACACACCAACUAGAAUGCGCGCUGUGUGUGUGUGUGUGUGUUACAGUCUGUCCCGUACAGCCUGCCCAGUCUCUCUGGGUUGCCUGCCUGCUACAGUCCUGCCGUCGUAGUUGGGUAAACUCCAUGGUGAAGACCAGUCAGCCGGCAGACGGCACUGAGUAACCGUGGAUUAAACACACAUUCUGGGCUACUUUGGCGGGAAUAACGGGAAUUACUAAUCGGCGGGACCGAAAGCUUGUGAAGGAGGAGUGUUUUUGAAGCGAGAAACGCAGUUUAGCGAAUCUUCCUGUCAGGCAACGUUAACAAACUCGGUAGAGCCGUUACCAUUAACAGAGAGAGAGCGCGCGCUAGACGGGAAUGGCUUCGUCUCCAUGUAGCACUGCUGGUGGUACUAACUUUGACUGCGGACUCGAAAUCAAAACUCGGUCGGUGGAGCAAACCCUCAUCCCGCUCGUCUCUCAGAUAACCACCCUAAUAAAUCACAAAGACAAGCUAAAGAAGACAGAAAGGACCUUGCGGGCUAUCCAGAAGGUUGGCCAGGCAGUCAGUGUUGCCGUGGGCCGCUUUGUGGCUGUGGGAGAGGCCAUCGCGCUGGAGAAUGAAGAACUGAAGGAAGAGAUGAGCCAUGCUUGCUUUGAGGCCCGGAAAGCAGGAACUGCCAUAGCGCAGCUGACAGACGUAUGUGGUGUGGAGCGGAGUGAAGCCGAUGGCCGCAGUACAGUGUUCAGUGACAGGACGGGUAUGGUGAAGGCUGCCCGCAUGUUGUUGUCUUCCGUCACCAAAGUGCUGGUGCUUGCAGACCGCAUUGUCAUCAAACAGAUCAUCAGCUCCCGCAACAAAGUGCUGGUGACACUGCAACAGUUGGAGCAAGUCAGCACCUUUCAGGAGUUUGUACAGAUCUUCAGCCAGUUUGGUAAUGAAAUGGUGGAAUUUGCCCACCUUACAGGAGACAGGCAGAAUGAUCUUAAAGAUGAGAAAAAGAAAGCGCGAAUGGCUGCAGCUCGUGCUGUGCUGGAGAAGUGCACCAUGAUGCUCCUCACUGCUUCCAAGACGUGUCUGAGACACCCAGACUGUGAGUCUGCACGGAUCAACAAGGAUGCUGUGUUCCAGCGCAUGCGCCUGGCCCUGGACCAGGUCAUAGAGAUUGUGACCGAUGCCAGGACCAGUGGCGAAUCCAAAGCAUUGCCCAUGAGCAUCUAUGCUGGGAUUAAAGACUUUAAGGGUAAGGUGGAGGGUCUGAGGGAUUCUCUGUACUGUGUUCCUUGUGACGCUGUGGCAGCACAGUUGGAGGCCCUGGUGGAGCAGACUGAAGACUUCACAGAUUCAGCCUACACCAGCCAUGAGCAGCGAGAAAGCAUACUGCAGCUGUGCCUCAUCACACGGCAGGAAACUCAGCAGCUCAUCUCCACCUGGAGUCGGGCGCAACAGUCAGUCAAAGCCAAAGAGGUGACAGAGGAAGUGGAGCUGGCCAUUCUAAAAACCUGUCAGAGUGUCAGUGAGCUGAGGCGAGAGCUUCAUAAGGUAGCAGUGGGACGGGCCAGUGAGCUGCUGAAGCUACACUGUGAUCACCUGGUGCUGCAGGCUCUGAAAGCGGCCAGUGGUGAGGGAAACCUGGAGGCGGUGGCUGAGUACGGCCGUACACUGACUGAGCAGAGGGAGCAGCUGGUGGAGACCUGCCGACUGCUGUGCCACAUCUCGGGGACAGAGCCACUGGAGAUCACCUGUAUCCAUGCAGAAGAGACCUUCCAUGUCAUCGGUCCACAAAUCAUUUCAGCUGCGCAGACACUAGCCUUGCAUCCUAACAGUAAGAUAGCCAAAGAGAACCUGGAUGUGUUCUGCGAGGCCUGGGAGUCGCAGCUCAGUGACAUGGCCAUCCUUCUGAAAGAGAUCAACGAUGUGUUUGAAGGCCGCAGAGGUGAUAAAAGGACCUAUCUGUCAUUACCUAGACCAGGGAAGCACUCAGCGAAUCUGAAAACAGUAAAGGCUGCCAAGCUUGAUGCAGAGGAGCAGACCACCAUUGCUAAGCUGGGACUGGAGCUCCGACUGCUCACCUCAGAUGUGGACUCAGAGCUGGAGCGCUGGGAGGAGCAGAAGCAGGAGCAUGAGGUGGUGCGGCAGUGCCAGAGCAUGUCCAGUGUGGCCUACUCCAUGUACCUCUUCACCAGGGGGGAGGGCCUGCUCAAGACUACGUUGGACUUGUUCCACCAAGCUGAGGUUCUGUCAGAGCAGGGUCUUCAGCUGUGCUCUUUCCUGCAGUCCUUCUCCACACAGCUUGUGGAUGAAGAAAAGAUGCUGGUGCUGUCGGAGAUGGAAAGGUUGGCAGCAUCUUGUCAGCAGCUACAAGUCUGUGCAAAGACACUUGUCCAGGGGAAGAGUGCUACCUUUCAGAAGGUGGACACAUCCAUACAGAACACCAAAGGGAUUAUGACAGUUUUGGUCUCUCUCCUGCCACUGUGUAAUAAGCUCAUCAGAAAGUCUAAAUCGGAGCGCAGCAGUUUGGGCUCGCCACAGCACUGGAGAGAGAGGCAGAUCAGCACUCCAGUUAAAGAGGAUGCACUGAACGUAAAGGGCUCGAAUGGCUUCGGAGUCAAAUCCCUGGAACAACACAUGGCCAAUAUGACCUUCCUAGAGAGCAAGUAGCUCUGGGCCCUUUUAGCCUUCCUCUAACGAGACCUGGAGUGUUAUGUCAUUCCACACACGUACACACACACACUCUCACAAAGCGCAUUGCAGUGGACUUGCCCACUGUGUGUCUCUAUGUGUGCUUAGCCCAGAUGUUUUGUGGUGUACAGUAGCUGUUAGCAUAUCAGCCUCACACCGCAUAUAUACAUACACCAAAAAAAAAAAAAAAAAAAAACAACACAAACACGCUCUCCGCCUC
Messenger RNA from Pygocentrus nattereri (red-bellied piranha), 3039 nucleotides. It is a transcript of the gene ctnnal1, whose product is annotated as catenin (cadherin-associated protein), alpha-like 1. Gene Ontology annotation, biological process: Rho protein signal transduction; cell adhesion. The record is from RefSeq and is a predicted model, not a curated record. The transcript is spliced from 19 exons. Gene Ontology annotation, molecular function: actin filament binding; cadherin binding. The coding region runs from base 516 to 2798 and encodes 760 amino acids. NCBI's taxonomy places the organism in Eukaryota, Metazoa, Chordata, Actinopteri, Characiformes, Serrasalmidae.